Molecule: messenger RNA, 5803 nt
Organism: Nanorana parkeri
Lineage: Eukaryota; Metazoa; Chordata; Amphibia; Anura; Dicroglossidae
Gene: DOCK5
Product: dedicator of cytokinesis 5
Exons: 52
Coding region: 150-5708 (1852 amino acids)
Biological process (GO): small GTPase-mediated signal transduction; cell migration
Cellular component (GO): cytoplasm; plasma membrane
Molecular function (GO): guanyl-nucleotide exchange factor activity; small GTPase binding
Source: RefSeq, a predicted model, not a curated record
CACUGCACCAGUGACCCCUCCUACCCCAGGCACCCUUCCCUGUGAGUCACCGAACAUGGUGGAGAGCUCUGAGCAGCAGGGGGAGGGCUGGAGCCCAGCACGUUAACUCCGGUGCUGCCAACUUCCAGCACCGAUCACCCCCAUGUACCAUGGCCCGCUGGAUACCCACCAAGAGGGAGAGGUUCGGAGUGGCCCUCUACAACUUUCAAGGUAAAUCUGAGGAAGAGCUGAACCUGCAGGUGGGAGAUACGGUGCAGAUAUUCGAGACGUAUGAAGGAUGGUACAGAGGAUUCACAUGGAGGAACAAAUCAAAGAAAGGGAUAUUUCCAGCUGUGUAUAUUCAUCAUAAAGAAGCAACAGAUGACAAGGGGCACCAUGAGCCAACAGGUCCCAGUGAACUUCCUCUGGUACAAGAAGUUACAGUCACACUGCGGGAAUGGAGUGUAUUAUGGCACUCGCUCUAUGUGCUCAACCAGAGAACACAGUUUGCACAGAUACAAGAAAUGAUGUCGCAGCUGAUGGACUGGAGGUCACAGAUCAUGUCAGGCACUCUACCUAAAGAUGACUUAGCUGAACUGAGGAAAAAAGUCACUGCCAAAAUUGACUAUGGGAAUCGAAUACUGGGUUUGGACCUUGUGGUAAGAGAUGAAAAUGGAAUCAUGCUCGAUCCGGAUGACACCUGCGUCAUUACCUUGUUCCGCUCGCAUGAGAUGGCAUCAAGGCGAAUUGAUGAGAGGAUCCAGGAGGAAAAGUCUCAGCUGCAGCCUCUUGAUAUCCGCAGUCCGGCCAUGCUGCAUGUGGCUCACACAUACACCCUAUAUGUGAACUUGAAGAACUUUGUGUGUAACAUGGCAGAAGAUGCAGAGCUCCUCAUGUGUCUUUACGACCCAGACACCUCCCAUUUCAUCAGUGAAAAUUACUUUGUCCGCUGGAGUAGUUCUGGUAUGCCCAAAGAAAUAGAGAAGUUAAACAACCUGCAGGCAGUGUUCACAGACCUCAGUAGCUUGGAUUUGAUUCGUCCCCGGUUCAGCCUGGUGUGCCAGAUAGUGCGCGUGGGACACAUGGAGCUCAAGGAUGGCAAAAAACAUACGUUUGGCCUUCGGAGGCCUUUUGGGGUUGCAGUGAUGGAUAUAUCCGAUGUUAUACAUGGGAAGGUGGAUGAUGAGGAAAAACAACAUUUUAUACCAUUUCAUCCGGUGGCCAAAGAAACCUACAUCAGUCAACGGCAGCUCAUCAUGUCUCCUCUGAGCUCGUCACGUGUAUUGGCUGAGAAUGAGCCUCUCCCCACCAUCUACAACAAGGUGGUUGCAGCCAAAGAGGUCAACCACAAGGGACAAGGGCUUUGGGUUUCUCUUAAGCUUCUACCAGGAGAUAUCAAUCAGGUACAGAAGGAAUAUUCUCACCUAGUGGAUCGAUCUACUGCUGUGGCCCGGAAAAUGGGAUUUCCAGAGAUUAUCCUGCCUGGAGAUGUUCGUAAUGACAUCUACAUUACUCUGAUCCAGGGCGAGUUUGACAAAGGCAAGAAGAAAACCCCCAAGAAUGUGGAAGUCACAAUGUCUGUGCAUGACCAGGAUGGUUCAGUGUUAGAGAAAGCAAUCGCUCUUGGAGCUGGGCAGGAGGGGCUGCCAGAAUACAAAUCUGUUGUGUAUUACCAGGUCAAGCAGCCAUGUUGGUAUGAAACAAUCAAGGUCACCAUACCAAUAGAGGAUGUCAGCCGCUGUCACCUUCGCUUCUCAUUCCGGCACCGCUCAUCUCAGGAAUCUCGUGACAAAUCAGAGAAGGUGUUUGGAGCUGCUUUUGUCAGGCUGAUGAACCAGGAUGGUACAACGUUGAGGGACGGCAUUCAUGACCUCAUCAUUUAUAAGGGUGACAGCAAGAAGUUAGACGAUGCCAAGCUUUAUCUGUUACUCCCUGCUACAAAGGAGGAAGAAGAGGAAGUCCGUUCUCCAAGAGGACACGCGCCCACCAUCACCCCCACAAAGGAUAGCUUCCAAAUAAGCAUGCGGAUUUGUUCCACUAAGCUCACACAGACUGUGGAUUUACUUGGCCUGUUAAAUUGGCGGUCAAACCCCCGGCCUAUUUCUCAAGCACUCCGGAAACUCAUGGACGUGGAUGGAGGCGAGAUCAUGAAGUUUCUGCAGGACACAUUGGAUGCACUGUUCAACAUCAUGAUGGAGAGUCCAGACAAGGAGAGCUGUGAUGUGCUCGUGUUUGAUGCACUGGUUUUCAUAAUUUCUCUGAUCGCAGAUAUUAAGUUUCAGCACUUUAAUCCCGUCCUAGAGACCUACAUCUCUAAGCACUUCAGUACGACGCUGGCUUACGAGAAGCUGAUUAAGGUUCUCACGUGGUAUGUCAGGAGCGCGGAUGACCCGUGUCGCAGAGAGAUGCUCUUUUCCUCUCUUAAAGCCAUAAAGUAUCUUUUCAGAUUUAUAGUCCAGUCCAGGGAACUCUACCUCAGAUUUUAUGGUCAGGGCGAGGGAAACGACCAGUUCAAUGACUCUAUACGCCAGCUCUUCCUGUCCUUUAAUGAGCUGAUGGACUGGCCAUUGGAGGAAGCUGUGAAGAUUAAGGCAGCAGCCUUGAAGUAUCUUCCAGGAAUUAUCAAUCACUUGAAGACCGUCUUUGAUCCUGUGGAACUUAGUGUCCUCUUUGCCAAGUUUAUGCAGAGUGUUCCACCAGACCAACUCGUCCAUCAGACACUGGCCUGCAUGUGCAAAGUGGUGGAGAGUGACCUCUUCCUGCAACAAGAGUGCAGAGAUGUCAUUUUGCCUCUCCUCAUUGACCAAUUAAGUGGACAACUAGAUGACAAUUCUAACAAACCAGAUCAUGAUGCCAGUGGACAGCUGCUGAGCAAUAUAUUGGAAGCUCUUCAGAAUAAGGAGUCGGGGGACACGACACACCACAUCCAGCUCAUCAUGGAGCGCCUGCUGCGAAGGAUAAACCGAACGGUGAUUGGAAUGAGCCGGCAGUCACCACACAUAGGUCGUUUUGUAGCAUGUAUGACAGCUGUCCUCAGACAAAUGGAGGAUUACCACUAUGAUCAUUACAUCAGCACAUUCAGGACUCGACAAGACAUCAUAGAUUUCCUGAUGGAAACCUUUAUCAUGUUUAAGGACCUGAUUGGAAAACGGGUAUUCCCAAGGGAUUGGAUGCUGAUGACAAUGACACAAAACAAGGUGUUUCUCCGUGCUAUGAACAGGUUCUCUACUGUUCUCAACAAGUUCUUCCUUGAUCAGGCCAACUUUGAACUACAGCUCUGGAAUAACUUCUUUCACCUGGCCGUGUCACUUUUAACCCAUGAAUCGCUGCAGCUGCACACCUUCUCCCAGGAGAAACGACACAAAAUUCUAUGCAAGUACGGAGAUAUGCGAAAGGAGAUUGGUCUGAAGAUUAGAGAUAUGUGGUAUAAUCUAGGCCCUCACAAGAUUAAGUUCAUCCCUUCCAUGGUGGGACCAAUCCUGGAGGUGACUCUCACUCCAGAACCAGAUUUACGUAAAGCAACAAUUCCCAUCUUCUUUGACAUGAUGCAGCAUGAAUAUAACUUCAGUGGGAGCGGCCAUUUUCACAUGUUUGAGAAUGAACUUAUCACUCGUCUGGAUCAAGAGGUAGAGGGUGGCCGAGGGGACCGACAGUACAAGGACCUCCUAGAGAAGCUCUUAUUGGAAAAUUGCCGGAAACACAAGUAUCUGUCUAGCUCCGGGGAAGUUUUCACCCUCCUGGUCAGCAGCCUCCUGGAGAACCUCCUCGAUUACCGAACCAUAGCCAAUGAUGAAAGUGAAGAGAACAGGAUGAGCUGCACCGUCAAUCUGCUGAAUUUUUACAAAGAAAAGAAAAGGGAAGAUAUUUACAUUCGGUAUGUGUACAAGCUGAGGGAUCUGCAGCUGAGCAAGGAAAAUUACACAGAGGCAGCGUAUACCCUACUGCUCCAUGCUGAGCUGCUGCAGUGGUCAGAUAAACCAUGUGCACCUCACUUGCUACAACGAGACAGCUAUACCGUCUACACACAGCAAGAGCUGAAGGAAAGACUCUACCUGGAGAUCAUAUCCUUCUUCGACAAGGGAAAAAUGUGGGAACAGGCAAUCAUACGCAGCAAAGAGCUUAUAGAGAUGUAUGAGAACCAAAUCUUUCACUAUGAGGCCCUGAGCGACCUGCUGAACAAGCAAGCCACUUUCUACCAGAACAUCAUGCGAUCCCUGAGACUACAACCAGAGUAUUUUGCUGUGGGAUACUACGGCCAAGGAUUCCCAUCUUUCCUGAGGAACAAAAUCUUCAUAUACCGGGGGAAGGAAUACGAACGCCUGGAGGAUUUCAACCUUUGGCUACUGACUCAAUUCCCUAAUGCCGAGAAGCUGUCCAUCAGUUCCCCGCCGGGGGAGGAGUUUAGAAAUUCUCCCAAGCAAUAUGUGCAAUGUUUCAGUGUGAAACCCCUGAUGAACCUCCCACCGCGGUACAAGGACAAGCUGGUACCGGAGCAGAUUCUCAGCUAUUAUCGGUUUAAUGAGAUGCAAAGUUUUUCUUAUUCCCGACCCUUCAGGAGAGGCGAGAAGGACCCAGAUAAUGAAUUUGCAACGAUGUGGAUAGAGAGGACGACAUUCAGCACAGCCUAUAAACUGCCUGGCAUCCUGAAAUGGUUUGAAGUCAAACAGUUUCACACUGAAGAGAUUAGUCCACUGCAGAAUGCAAUCGAGACAAUGGAGCUGACCAAUGAAAAGAUAAGUCACCAGGUCCAGCAGCACCGGGCUGACCCCAGCCUCUCACUUCACCCUCUCUCAAUGCUGCUCAGUGGUAUUGUUGACCCAGCAGUCAUGGGAGGAUUCUCUAACUAUGAAAAGGCUUUCUUCACCGAACGCUACCAACAGGAAAAUCCCUCAGACCAGGACAAGAUUGAGCUGCUCAAACAGCUAAUUGCUUUGCAGAUGCCACUCCUGGCUCAAGCAAUCAGAAUACAUGGGGAAAAGCUAACCGAAAAUCUACGGCCUCUUCAUGACCGGCUGGUGUCUUGUUUCCGAGAUUUGAAGGGGAAAGUGGAGAAAUUGUAUGGGACCAUAACACUGCCCUCCAGUUUGACAGAUCGGAAGCUGAGCCGAGCUGGCUCUGUAGUGGUUCCAUAUAUCACAUCGGCCACACUAAGAAGAUUGUCCACAGUUUCCUCUUCUUCUUCAGGAAGUGGUAGCUCUAGACCAGGAUCAGAAGGGUCCAUUCCCGAACCUGUUCCUCCUCGUCGUGGAUCCCUUAUUUCACGACUAGAUGAGCAUGGUGACCGGGAGGAUGGAGACAACCGACUAAGUAAACUGAAGCAUAAUGUGAGCCAUUCACAGUUAAUCAUUGAGCGCACUAAGGAGAGGGAGGUGAAGACACAAACCCUUCCUGCCAAAUCCCAGCGGCCUAAGAGCCUACAGCUCACAGAUGGACGUCUGUCCCUUCACACAGGUUCGCUAGGCCAAGGGGCAACACCAUUGACUCCUUCCCCAAUUACUCCUAAAACGCCGCGAACCCAUAGUUUCCCAUCUCUCUCUAUCCAUGGUGAUAUGACCGCACAGAUAAUGGGAUCUCCUCCACCUCCACCUCCUAAAAGCAGAUCCAAUGAAGGCAACCAGCGACUGUCCACAGAGAUUGCUCCUGCAAUGCCAAGACGCGAUGAAGGAAAGCCACCAACCCCACCUCCAAAAGCUAGGAAAUCGAGUGUAAUCCAUGAACCUGCACUUUGAUCUUCCAAGAACUUGUUAGACCAUUUAUUAAAAAGGGAAGACUGGAGAACUUGUGAAUUCAUCUAGCCAAGACUUCGAAGACUAGAUGACUAUCC